This is a messenger RNA of Chelonus insularis, 1673 nucleotides long. RefSeq names its product BRISC and BRCA1-A complex member 2-like. Gene Ontology annotation, biological process: double-strand break repair. The record is from RefSeq and is a predicted model, not a curated record. Lineage: Eukaryota; Metazoa; Arthropoda; Insecta; Hymenoptera; Braconidae. Gene Ontology annotation, cellular component: BRCA1-A complex; BRISC complex. The coding region runs from base 110 to 1297 and encodes 395 amino acids. The transcript has 4 exons.
CUGGAGUUUACAUUUUAUCUUUCAGAAAGGGUAGGAUGGAAGUGGAGUAGAAGGGAUAGUUCGUGAAAAUUCCGAUUAACGCCGAAGUUGGAUUUUUGCUUAUGUCAAAAUGGAACUUCAAAAUAGUCCAUGUAAUAGUCCGAAUGGAUCAAAUUCGAAAUCAAAUAAAAACUUCUUGAAAAUCAACUCUAACCUCGAAGUGUAUUUCAACCGCAUAUUUAAAACAAAGUUUUUUGGAUUGAAAUGCGGAAAAAUAAUACUCAAUCAUACAUGUGCAAACAAUGGAAUCCUCAGUGAAGAUUGUUUUAGGGUUUCAAUACCUUAUGCCAAUCAAAUUUUAACUUGGACUGUCUAUUUUAAUAUUAGAAAUCCUGAUCUAGGCCCAGAUUUUGAUUUUGAUGAUAAAUUCUUUUUGAAUGAUCCUGAUUUGGAUGAUUUUGAAAAAAAUGUGCCAAGUUUAAUGAACUGGGACUCUGAAGAUUCUAAUAGUUUAUUAAAAGUAAUUACUGAAUUAGUACUUUACUAUAAAAAGUACCAAGUAGAUUAUUUAUAUAAACAUGGAGGCCAUUUAGUCUACGAAUAUGACAACUUAUUAUCAAAAACGGAAAUUUGUGAUGAAGAUGUGGAAAUGAUCCUCUUACCUACUGUAAUUAAUCCUAGUGAAGUUCAUUUUCUUAUUCGAAUAGCUGUAGAUUUCUCUCGCUUACCAAAAAAAAGUUACUUGUGCAACUACGAUAUAAUUGUCUUACAUAUUAUGUAUCGUGGUAACAAUUGGAAUCGCAUUACGCCACAACUUUUAAUAUCGAAAAAUUUAGAAGAAAUUUUGGGUGAAUCAAAUAAUUUUCACUUACCUCCCGUCUCUACAGAAAGACAUUUAAUGGAUUAUGUACUCGAAAUAAAGAAACUUGUGAGUACUAAAAUAGAUUCGAUAAUAUUAAGUAGUAGAAAAAGAAAAGAAUUUGUUAAUACAGCACUGUGUCUUCAAGGAUCAAGUGUCGUUGAAUAUGAUAAUAUUGAAUUUAGCUUCAUUAGCUUUUUAUUGAAUCAUAAAGACUUUUAUUUUUUUCUUCAUUUUCAUUUAACUCCAAAUUUUCCAAUUCAACCCCCAAAGAUUACGUUACAAUCUUGUUAUCAUCUAGCAAAUAAAGAUGAACUGUACAAAACCACUUUAAGCAAUAAUUUUCCAUAUAAUCCGCUGUGGGAACCAGAACAAAUGUUCACGAAAAUUUUAAUAUACUUAAUUGAAAAUGAAAUUAGUACAUUCCAGACAAAUUCAAUAAAAAACAAGCGAACUUAAUUAAAAAUUGACUGGACAUAAACAAUAAAGUCAUUUUAAAGAGUAAAAAAUAAUUUAAACUAAUAUUGAUUGAAGUUUUUUAAUAAUUUAUCGAUUUGUUGUUUCAAUACGUAUGAUAAUAGUAUAUCUGAACUUGACUUGAAUAUCAUGAGACUUAUAAUCUAUAUUUAACUUUAAUAUUAACAUGUAUACUGUAUAAUUUUACAUUGAGCAUAAAGUAGCAUUUAUUUUUUUUUUGUUGAUUUUUAUUUGGAUUUCUAUGUACUACUUACGUUAUCCAAAUCAAUACAUAAAAUACAUGUGAGCAUUUUUAGGUGAAUAAUUAAAUAGUAAUUCAUUAAAAAUUUUUUUCUAUAUUUGACAAUUUUCAAUAUAA